AUGGAGUCAAGUAAAAGCAAAAGCAAAAGAAAAAUAGGGUUACUUACCAAGACGUGGGAAAGAUGUAAAUCAUUGGGUGGUAGCAGAGAUGGAUGUGAAGGAAAGAGCUCCUCAAGAAUCAAACGAGCCUUCUUCAAGAAACGAAAAUCAUGGUCACGUUUAGACUCCAAAAUAGAGGAAACUCUCAAUAUAGCUCCUACAGGUUGUUUUUCUGUCUACGUUGGUCCUCAAAGGCAAAGGUUUGUGAUCAAAACUGAACAUGCAAACCAUCCUCUUUUCAAAACGCUUCUUGAAGAAGCUGAAUUCGAGUAUGGUUAUAAAAGCAAGGGCCCACUUAAGCUUCCAUGUGACGUUGAUGAUUUCUUGAAGGUUUUGCUAGAAAUGGAAGAAUGUGAUCAGUAUAUCUUCAAUCAUCAAGGAUGCACCUUCGGGUCCAAAGGUUAUCAAUAUGCUUCCAAUGACCAUCUUACCUCGUGCAAAAUUAUUGCAAUCAACAAUUUUUAG
This is a messenger RNA of Lactuca saligna, 504 nucleotides long. The record is from the annotation of a GenBank genome assembly. NCBI's taxonomy places the organism in Eukaryota, Viridiplantae, Streptophyta, Magnoliopsida, Asterales, Asteraceae.